This is a messenger RNA of Lathyrus sativus (Indian pea), 1059 nucleotides long. The record is from the annotation of a GenBank genome assembly. Lineage: Eukaryota; Viridiplantae; Streptophyta; Magnoliopsida; Fabales; Fabaceae.
AUGAGGCUUAUAUACACUUGCUUACUAUGGGCAAUAUUAAUAACCGAUGUUAUCAUGGUGGCUUGUAAAUCUAGAAACAAUGUACCAGCAGUAAUUGUGUUUGGUGAUUCUUCUGUGGAUGCUGGAAACAACAAUAAGAUAGCAACACUUCUCAAGAGCAACUUUAAACCUUAUGGCCGCGACUUCGAAGGCGGCCGUCCCACCGGACGGUUUUGUAACGGCCGCGUUCCACCGGACUUCAUCGCAGAGGCUUUUGGUGUUAAGAAGGACAUACCAGCAUAUUUGGAUCCGGCUUAUACCAUUGAUGAUUUUGUUACUGGUGUAUGUUUUGCUUCUGCUGGAACUGGAUAUGAUAAUGCAACUUCUGCUGUACUUAAUGUGAUACCACUAUGGAAGGAAAUAGAACUCUAUAAAGAGUAUCAAGCAAAACUAAGAGCCCAUGUUGGUGAAUCGAAGACAAAUGAAAUCAUAAGUGAAGCAUUAUACCUAAUAAGUUUAGGAACCAAUGAUUUUCUUGAAAACUACUAUAUUCUCCCAACAAGACAACUUCAUUUUACAGUGUCACAAUAUCAAGAUUUUCUAGUGGAUAUUGCAGAAAGUUUUGUGAGAAAAUUGCACUCACUUGGUGCUAGGAAAUUAUCCAUAACUGGUCUUAUUCCUAUGGGGUGUCUUCCAUUAGAGAGGGCUACAAAUAUUUUUGGUGAUCAUGGUUGCAAUAAGAAGUAUAAUAAAGUGGCUUUACAAUUCAAUGCAAAGUUGGAUAAAAUGAUUUCUAAGGUGAAUAAGGAGCUUCCUCAAUUGAAGGCUUUGUCCGCAAAUGCUUAUGAUAUUAUCUUUGAUGUCAUUACAAGACCUUCUUUCUAUGGAUUUGAGGUGACAGAGAAGGCAUGUUGUUCCACUGGAACAUUUGAGAUGGGCUACUUAUGCAGUGACAAGAAUCCACUUACAUGCAAAGAUGCAAACAAAUAUGUGUUUUGGGAUGCUUUUCAUCCUACUGAGAAGACAAACCGUAUAGCCGCAAAUUAUUUGAUUCCUAAACUUCUAGCAGCUUAUAGAUGA